Tachyglossus aculeatus (Australian echidna) is the source of this 1323-nucleotide messenger RNA. RefSeq names its product suppressor APC domain containing 2 (gene SAPCD2). Bases 1 to 1167 code for a protein of 388 amino acids. The record is from RefSeq and is a predicted model, not a curated record. Lineage: Eukaryota; Metazoa; Chordata; Mammalia; Monotremata; Tachyglossidae. The transcript is spliced from 9 exons.
AUGGGAGCCGCGGAUGCAAAUGAAGGGAUGACGCCAGAGGAGGGGGCGGAGGGUCCCGCGGGGUCACCGGAGGGGGCUGCUCAGGGGGGCUGCAUUGGGGGCUGGGGGGGCUGCAGCGGGGUCUCGGAGAUCUUGGGGGGGCAGGGGCUGGGGCGGGAGCCAGGGGAGGGUCUGGGGGUCUUCAGCGGGGGUCUGGGGGUCAGCAGCGGGGGCCCGGGGGUCAGCAGCGGGGGCUUGGGGGUCUGGGGGCCCCCGGGCCCGCCCCGGGCCUUCCUGCGGAGCCUGCGGCCCCUGUUCGACAUCCUGGACGAGGGCCGGAGGGGCUACGUCCUGCUGCGGGACAUCGAGUCCCGCUGGCGGGGGGCCGGGGCAAGGGACCUGCCCGGGGGCGUACUGGACGCCCUGCGCGGGGCGGCCCAGCCCGGAGGCCGGCUCACCUUCGACGGCCUGGUGGCGGGGCUCAGGGCCUCCCUGCUCGGCCACGACCAGGGGCCCCACACCGGGGGCCCCCCCCCCCCCCCGGGUGGCUCCGGCCCAGCCCCGGGAGGCUGUGGCCGUCCCCACCAGCGUGGCCGCACGGACCAGAGGCGUCACACCAUCACCGACGGCGUGGACUACAGCAUGCUGCAGCAGAUGAGGGAGUUGGAGCGCGAGAAAGCCGUCCUGCUUCAGGGCCUGGAGAUGAUGGAGCAGAGCCACCAGUGGUACCAGCAGCAGAUACAGUUUGUUAACGAGCGCCAGAGGCAACUGGGAAAAAGCAAGAACAGUAACGACGCCGUGGAUGAGGGGAGCGUCAGUCCCCUGGGCCAGCUGCUGCCUAAGCUACAGGAGGUGAUCCGCUGCCUGGGGGAACUCCUGGCUGCCGCGUGCUCAGGAAAGGAUGUGGGGGCCUCCUUCUCCUCCUCUGGAUCGAGCGUCCAGGCUGGCCCCCUGCUCAGUGUGGCUCGCCUCGCCGGAGGAAACCCCCCUGAUCACCCCCACAACCAUCACCACCAUAUCAUCCACAUGCUUAAGGAGCAAAAUCGGCUUCUAACCAAGGAGGUGACGGAAAAGAGCGAGCGAAUCACUCAGCUGGAGCAGGAGAAGUUGGCGCUCAUCAAACAGCUUUUUGAGGCUCGCGCCCGCAGCCAUCACGAUACCAGCCAGCUGGACUCCACUUUCAUGUGAGCUCCGGGGCUGGGGGAAGAGACUCCACGUGGGCACGGCCCCCCGACCCAACACCGCGCCACCCCGAGCGGCGUGGGCCCGUCUCAGCCGGGGCCGAGCAACGGAUUCUGGGACCUGCCGUGGUGGUCCAAACUCCGGUGGGUGUCUGGGGAUUAG